AUGCUUUAUUUGUCAUCCAGCAAUCUCAUUCUCCAUGCCACACUUUGUCUUUCCCUCACGGUUUUUCUCUCCUUCCUCAAGAUCCCUGCUUUUUUUCUCUAUGGCCUCCACACCUAUGUCCAUCCAGAUGAUGUCGCUCCCCCUAACAGUAACUCUUCUCGUGGCGGAGGAGGUAUCAGAGCUGCGAUUCGGCGGCCAGGUACUUUCGACUCUGAACACAAACCCAGAAAAAAAUCCAAAGAUAAAUUUGAGUUUGAUGAGAAUAAAGCUCAGAUCUUUAGGCUAAAGCUCAAUGAUGAUCACUUACAAACAAGGGUUUAUUAUACCCAGUUUAGUAGUGCUUUUAAUUCCAGUCUGGUUGCCAUUUCUUGCUUGCUGCUUCACAGAUUUUUAAGAGUAUCAAAAGAUUCUGGGAUUUUAGAAAAUGGGUCCGUGAUCCCGAUUUUGUUAGGAAUUGUUGGGGUAUGUAGAUUGUUAAUUUUGAUUGCCAAGCUUUCAUUUGAGCGAUCAGCUUCUAAAAGGUCAGAGAGGCUGUUGAGUCUUGUAUUUGGGGUUCUUGGGUUUUUCUGGGGCCUCGCGAUUGUUUUGGAGAUGGUUCCCGGUUGGGGUCUUGAUUUUGAUUUUGAAUCGUUGGACGGAUUUGGGAAGUUCUUUAUUGCUGUUCUAAUGGGCUGCAUUGUGGGUCUCUUUUACAUCCCAGCUACGAGGAAUGCUCGUGCCUUUUGGCUUGGAACUGAUCAGAUUCGUUCUAAUUUGUCCAUAAUUUCCUGUGGAUGGUUUGGAAGAAUGCUUCUUUAUGGCAAUUACUUGUUAGUUGUAUUCACUUCCACGCUUUGGGUUGGCCCGUUUAUUGAACUCCUCGUCUGCGAUAAAUCUGAUGGAAUCAAAGGGCUUCAUUCCAAUGGUAGGAACAGAUAUACUGAGGAGUUGAUAGGUAGAUUGGGCAUGUUGCGAUCAGAUUUCUACAAGUUCAGGGUUUGGUGCAUGUUCAGUUCUGGUAUUUUGCAAAUUUUGUCUUUGCGGCCAAAUGUGCAGAUGUUUUUAAAUGAAGCGGUACUGUGUUGGUACCAGAGAUUGCAUGCCAGUAAGGUCCCUGACUUGGAUUAUAGCAGGGCAAAAGUUUUCUUGCACAACCAUUACAUGUUUCUUGUAGUUCUGCAGUUCUUUGCGCCUGCCGCGAUUGCACUUCUCCUUCUUGGAUUAUCCCAUAUUGAUGUUAACUUGCUGGCAGAUUUCAAGUUGCCAUGUAAUCUACUGCCUUGCUCUGCUUUGGUCAAAGAAAUGGCCUUGUUUCUGGCUUGGUGGAUAACUUUUGUUUGGGCUAUAUUUACGUCAGUGAGCCUUACUCUUUAUAGGCGUGGUUUCCUGUUCGUUUCUUGA
This is a messenger RNA of Coffea eugenioides, 1380 nucleotides long. RefSeq lists its product as uncharacterized. The coding region runs from base 1 to 1380 and encodes 459 amino acids. Lineage: Eukaryota; Viridiplantae; Streptophyta; Magnoliopsida; Gentianales; Rubiaceae. The transcript has a single exon. The record is from RefSeq and is a predicted model, not a curated record.